Messenger RNA from Striga asiatica, 1461 nucleotides. The record is from the annotation of a GenBank genome assembly. Lineage: Eukaryota; Viridiplantae; Streptophyta; Magnoliopsida; Lamiales; Orobanchaceae.
AUGACGGCAAAACUCAGAUUGGUCCGCACUUAUCCCAAGUUCUACAAAUCGAGCCAAAAAAGCAUAAGAGAGAUCGAUUUCAUUUUUCAUGAUGCAAAGGGGCAGCGGAUUCAUGGUUCUGCACCCGGUUUCUUGGCCCAAAAAUUCCGAGAUUUCAACCUUCUUGAAGGACAAGUGUAUGGGAUCAAUGGUUGGGAACUUACUGAGGACACAAAUGCAUUCAAGAUAACGGAAUCAAGCCACAAGCUUGAAUUUGGUGAAAACACAAAGAUGUACGAGGUAGUUGACGUCGAGUACCCGAGGAUUAUGUACAACUUCAAAAAUUACAAAGAGCUGUCCGACCCACAAACAGUUGAUUCAAACAAGAUAUUUGAUUUGAUUGGACGUGUUGCUAUGGUCCAUAGCAUACGAACAACAAAUUCAAAUGGUGUGGAGAAGAAGUUCAUAGAUGUUGUUCUAGAAGAUGUUGAGGGAUGCCAUAUAACAUGCACGUUUUGGGAAAGAUAUGUGCAAGUAAUUGUUGAUGCUUUGAACAACACACCCGUGACAACCUUGCGUGUACUAAUUGUCCAAUGUUGUCGAGCAAAAGCUUUCCAAGAUGGCUCCAUAAAAGUUGUGAACGCAUUUGAUGCAACAAAGCUUUUGAUGGGUGAAGUACCCGAAAUUGAGGAUUUCAAAGAAAGGUAUAACUCACACACAAGACCAAGUGAGUCAUCAAUCCCACACGUGAGGCCCUUCAUGUAUAAUAUUCGUGAUGAUCUGGAGUCCGGCAUAGCUCCAAUCAAGACCAUUGCUGAAUUUUUGGAAUUUAAUGAGGAAACGAAUUUUUGGAUUUAUGCCUCAAUCAUUGACGUAUCCCCAAAUUGGUUCUUCAAGUCUUGCCCGACUUGUGUGAGGAAACUCGACAUUUCUGCCGUGGACGACUCGGGCAUUGUACAUCUUCUGUGUUGGGACAAGGACGAUGAUGGAUCUGAAUUGCCAAAUGAGAUUAAAAUGUUGCUCUCAAAAGAUGUUAUGCUUAAAAUUUCAAAGAAUAAGGAUCAGAUUGGACCUUAUAAAGGUCAAUAUACAGUUUCUAGAAUCACCGCUGAUCCAAUUUUGCUAAAUCGAUUUGGACCCUUGGGAAUUUCUUCACAGGCAACAAAGGCCGAGGAAUUGUGCAGCCCAAUGAGAACAGUAAAGGCUGAAGUUAUAGAUAGCCCAAUAAGGGCUGUAAAUGCUGAGGAGGUGGACAGCCCAAUCAUGGUAGAGAAGGGUGUUUUGUACAGCCCAAUUCGGGCUGUGAAGGCAGCAGUGAACAGCCCAAACAGGGCUGUAAAGGACUUCAUAGAGGACCCAAAGAAAAGACAGCAAACUGACGGGGAAGAUCCAAUGGGGAAGAAGAAAAUCAAGCUGGAAAAAAUCUGAGUGCUUAUGUUGAGUUUUUUAUUUAACAUUUGUUUGCUGCUGAAUGCAUUAUCU